Anoplopoma fimbria (sablefish) is the source of this 1046-nucleotide messenger RNA. RefSeq names its product solute carrier family 66 member 2. The transcript has 5 exons. Gene Ontology annotation, biological process: retrograde transport, endosome to Golgi; phospholipid translocation. Gene Ontology annotation, cellular component: trans-Golgi network; endosome. The record is from RefSeq and is a predicted model, not a curated record. NCBI's taxonomy places the organism in Eukaryota, Metazoa, Chordata, Actinopteri, Perciformes, Anoplopomatidae. Bases 172 to 906 code for a protein of 244 amino acids.
AUCGAGUUGGGAUCUGAAAGUUGGAGCUGCCAGGGGACCCAGUGUGUUUGUGAAGCUGAUAAGCGCGUACCCCGUGAGCGUGCGAGAGGGUGUUUUGUUUUGACAAGGUGAAUGAAGGCGACUGGCGCAACCUUUAGACCCCCUGGACACCUCUGAGCUUAUCUGGGUGUGAUGGAUGCAGAGGUGGUUCUGCAGGAGGAGGACAUGGAGGAGUCAUGGUCAUUGCUGUCCUGGAUGGCGUCCUGCCUCAUGGUGUUCGGGGGGGCGCUGCCCUAUGUGCCUCAGUACCAGGACAUCCAGACGAGCAGCAACAGCGAGGGCUUCUCCACCAGAGUCUGUCUGGUGCUACUCAUAGCCAACAUCCUGCGCAUCUUCUUCUGGAUAGGGAAGCAGUUUGAGCUCACCUUGCUGCUGCAGAGUGUGGUGAUGAUCCUCACCAUGUUCGCCAUGCUCCACCUCUGCUGCGCGGUCCAAAACACCAACCGAGUGAGCACCAGGCAACACCGACUUUCAGACUUGGACUUUCGCUACUUCUGGAAGUGGAGCGCAUUUGAGGACUACCUGCUCUUCUGCUUCGGCUUUACUGUGCUGUUUGCGGUCAUCACCCUGCUGCUGCUGGACUCGGUCGUGUUUGUGGAGACGCUGGGCUCCCUGGCCGUGAUGUUCGAGGCCAUGCUGGGCCUCCCACAGCUGCUGCAAAACUUUCACAACCGCUCCACCAAAGGCAUGAGUGUGAAGAUGGUGCUGCUGUGGACCGCGGGGGACGUCUUCAAGACCACCUACUUCGUGACGAACGAAAGCCCGGCUCAGUUUUGGGUUUGCGGGUCAGUUCAGAUCAUAAUUGACGUGGCCAUCCUGCUGCAGGUCCUUUUAUACAGCCAAGACACACGGGUCAAACUAGGAUGAACAUGGCUGUUGCUUUGGGCAACGUAAAAACCAGGGCUUGUGUGAUAUUUCAACGAGUCUUAUUAUUUAAGUUUUUUUAAUAAAAUCCGCUGCAAAGUUGACAUUUAGCCUCAAGAGCAGAGGCAGACCUAUAUAGAUAG